Vollenhovia emeryi is the source of this 748-nucleotide messenger RNA. RefSeq names its product ABC transporter G family member 20-like. Gene Ontology annotation, molecular function: ATP hydrolysis activity; ATP binding. Lineage: Eukaryota; Metazoa; Arthropoda; Insecta; Hymenoptera; Formicidae. The transcript is spliced from 5 exons. The coding region runs from base 151 to 669 and encodes 172 amino acids. The record is from RefSeq and is a predicted model, not a curated record.
GAUACCUCUUUAGUCAAACAAUUUUCUACUAGCGAUGCUCUUUAUUACUUCGGCAGGAUCAAUGGGCUUGACGAUAAAGAGAUCGAAACGAGACAUAGGUUUUUCUCGGAAUUGUUCCAACUGCCUCCAGCAAAUCAGUUGGUGAAGAACAUGAGUGAAGGUCAACGAAGGAGGGUUUCCUUUGUCGCCGCAUUGAUGCAUAAGCCUCAACUUCUAAUUCUAGACGAGCCCACCGUAGGUUUGGACCCAUAUUUGAGAGAAAACAUUUGGGCUUAUCUGAUCAAACUCACGCAGGAGGAGGGUACCACGGUAUUGAUCACGACGCAUUAUAUCGAAGAAGCUAAAAAGGCUAAUAAAGUCGGUUUGAUGAGACAUGGUAAAUUGUUAGCUGAAUCGGCGCCGCAGAAAUUACUGGAGAAAUUUCAAUGCUCGUCAUUGGAUGAAAUUUUCGUGAAAUUAUGCGAGGCACAAAAUAAUGCAGUCACUUUAAAUGAAGCUCAGGGAUCCAAUAUGGAAGACACAGGUAGCGCUGCCUUCACUCACGAUCAAAACAAAUAUGAACAACUAAAAGGAAACAAAACGGUUUCGAAUAGACAAGUUUCACGGUUAAGAAGAUUCCAAGCUCUAUUUGUAAAGAAUAUCAUCCGAUUUACCCGUAAUUACUCGUAAGUAUUUAUCAUAACUUAUCAAUAAUGCAAAAGGGAUGGCUUUGUUAACAAAAUAAAAUUGCAAUUGUUUCAAUUUCGAA